CAAUUUUCUCCUCGUUGUGCCACUUCGACAACAGCACGACAGCAAAGAUGAGGGUGUUGGCAGUGUUGGUGGUGAUGGGGACAGCGUUGCUGGCUGGCGUGCUUGCUGGCCCAGAGCCCUCUGGCACCGUGCGCCGGCAGCACUCCAUCAUGAAGCCAUAUCUGAUGGGUGGCAGCAUGGUGAUGCCGUACUGGGACUUUAUUGGCAACGCCGUUGUGUCUGACGACUUUAUUCGCCUGACACCCGACCGCCAGAGCAAGCGCGGUGCAAUCUGGAACACCCGGCCCAUCGGCGUCAAGGAAUGGGAAAUCACGCUUCACUUUAAGAUUCACGGCCAAGGCAAAGCCCUGUAUGGUGACGGCUUCGCCCUGUGGUACACGCAGCAGCGCAACACCCUCGGCAACGUGUUUGGCAGCCGGGACCGGUGGACGGGCCUUGGCAUCUUCGUCGACACCUACUCUAACCUCGAGCUCCAGCGGAGCGGUGGCGGUGCGUAUGUGAGCGCCAUUGUCAACGACGGCAAAAUCGAGUACGACCACGACCAGGACGGAACACACCAGGAGAUUGCAUCAUGCCAGCUGAACCUACGCAACCUGGAGCAGGAAACGUACAUGCGUGUCAUCUAUCGCAAGAACACGCUGAAGGUGCUGUUCAACACCAACGGCAACGAUGACUGGCGCACCUGCUUCUUCGUCGCAGACGUCUUCCUCCCGCGCGGGUACUUCCUUGGCGUGAGUGCUGCGACAGGCGACCUGGCGGACAACCACGACGUCAUCUCGCUGGCGCUCUCGGACCCCCCGGCAUUCACGCGCGAGGAGCGCGAGCAGAUGCAGCAGAUGCAGGAGCAGGACCGGAAGACGGUGAAGGACAUUCCCGAUGCAGAUGCGGACGUGACGAAGCCGUUUGCAGCGAGCAAGCAGGCGCCCCGAGAGCACGUUGGGCCGAAGCGGAAGAAGGUGUCGUUCAGCAAGACGGCGUUCAAGAAGAUCCGACACCAGGCCGGCGAUGUCGACCAGGGCGACUCCGCAAUGGGCGGGUGGUGGAUGUACGCCGUCCUCGCUAUCAUGGUUGUUGGCGGUGUGGCUGGCAUCUACUACAAGACGCAAGUUGUGGACAAGCGCAACGCCCAGCGCUUUGCCUUCUAACCAAAGCAGCCAGGCGAGAGGUCGCAACCAUCAUCACACGUCAGAACCCAGCACCCGUGCACACGCCAGCACCCCCCCCCCCCACCACCACCACCACCACUCUACAGUCGCAUCGAAACACGUACAACCACACUUCUGCCCCCCUUCCCUCUUUGCCGUCUGUCUUGUGUUCCAUUGCUAGCUGUUCCUGUGAUCUCUGUGAUGUUGUCGUCGUUGUGAACAAUGAAAAUAGCGCACCACCACA
Salpingoeca rosetta is the source of this 1389-nucleotide messenger RNA. RefSeq lists its product as uncharacterized. The coding region runs from base 48 to 1145 and encodes 365 amino acids. Gene Ontology annotation, cellular component: COPII-coated ER to Golgi transport vesicle; Golgi membrane; endoplasmic reticulum-Golgi intermediate compartment. The record is from RefSeq and is a predicted model, not a curated record. Gene Ontology annotation, biological process: Golgi organization; endoplasmic reticulum to Golgi vesicle-mediated transport; endoplasmic reticulum organization. NCBI's taxonomy places the organism in Eukaryota, Choanoflagellata, Craspedida, Salpingoecidae. The transcript has 13 exons. Gene Ontology annotation, molecular function: D-mannose binding.